GGGCCGCGAGCAACCGGAGCGGGCGAGCGGCCCACUCCUCCCUCCUCCUAGGCGGCCGCCUCCUCCCCUCGUCCUCCCGCCCCCACUGCGUGUACGGCGGAGACACCAGGGCUCGCGCUGCCUCUUUCUCCCGCUCGCUGGGCUCCGGUUCCCACUUUCCCCGGCCGCCGCGCUCCCGGGACCCGAGCAGUCUCCGUGCUUAGCCUCGGCGGCCCACGGUGCUCCGAGAUUCUCGCAAAAGCAGCCCCGGGGCAGAGAGUGGGACGCCCCGGUCCCUUCCCCCGCUUGGGUCAGCUUCUGCCCGGCUCGCAGCACCUUCUGGCUCCCGCACAGUCGGCUUGGGAGGACAGGGUGAGAAGGUGAAGUGGAAAGGACCGACAGGGCACGGGGCCAGGCGCACAGCUCACAUUGCCUUUUCAUUGAGCAAAGCCCAAGAUAAUUUUUGUUUUAAAGCUCUGCAACCCCCCUUCCCCUUCUUCCAUUUUCUUUGCGCUUUUUAAAGGAAACUUAUUUUGGGGUGGUUUGCGCUGGGGUAGCUGCUUUGCCCAGUAGUUGCGAAGUGCACUCGACUCGUGAUGGUGUUCCUGUCACUUUGGUUGAUAGCAGCCUCUCUGGUAGAGGUUAGGACGUCAGCUGAUGGACAAGCUGGUACUGAAGAAAUGGUGCAAAUAGAUUUACCAAUAAAGAGAUAUAGAGAGUAUGAGCUGGUGACACCAGUUAGCACAAAUCUGAAAGGACACUAUCUUUCCCAUAUUCUUUCGGCAAAUCACAAAAAGAGGUCACCCAGGGAUGUGUCAUCCAACUCAGAGCAAUUAUUCUUUAACAUCACUGCAUUUGGAAGAGAUUUUCAUCUUCGACUAAAGCCCAACACUCACUUCAUAGCUCCUGGGGCUGUUGUGGAAUGGCACGAGACAUCUUCAAGACCUGGGAAUAUAACUGACCCCGGAAACAGCCAUCAACACGGAAGUGCUUCAGAAAAAACCUGGAGAACAGAGCCUUUGCAGACUAGCUGUGCUUAUGUUGGUGACAUCAUGGACAUUCCAGGAACCUCUGUUGCCAUUAGCAACUGUGAUGGUCUGGCUGGAAUGAUAAGAAGUGAUACUGAAGAGUAUUUCAUUGAGCCCUUGGAAAGGGGGAAGCAGAUGGAGGAAGAAACAGGAAGAAUCCACAUUGUCUAUAAGAGGGCAGCAGUGGAUCUGAUUCCCAGAGGUGUGUCCGAAGACGUCUACUACAGGGAGUCGGAUGUGGAAGGCCUUGAUGAUCUAGGCACAGUUUACAGUAACAUUGGCCAGCAGCUGAAUGAGACAAUGAGGCGCCGCAGACACUCGGGAGAGAAGGAUUACAACAUCGAGGUGCUUCUGGGAGUGGAUGACUCUGUGGUCCGUUUCCAUGGCAAAGAGCAUGUCCAAAACUACCUCCUCACCCUGAUGAACAUUGUAAAUGAAAUCUACCACGAUGAGUCCCUUGGAGUGCAUAUAAAUGUGGUCCUGGUGCGAAUGAUUAUGCUUGGUUAUGCAAAGUCCAUCAGCCUCAUAGAAAGGGGGAACCCAUCCAGGAGCCUGGAGAAUGUGUGCCGCUGGGCUUGCCAACAGCAAAAACCUGAUCCCAACCACGCUGAACACCAUGAUCAUGCCAUAUUCUUAACCAGGCAAGACUUUGGGCCUGCCGGAAUGCAAGGAUACGCUCCAGUCACAGGCAUGUGUCACCCAGUGAGAAGUUGCACCCUGAAUCAUGAAGAUGGGUUUUCAUCUGCUUUUGUUGUAGCCCAUGAAACUGGCCAUGUGUUGGGAAUGGAGCAUGACGGGCAAGGCAACAGGUGUGGGGAUGAGACUGCCAUGGGCAGCGUCAUGGCGCCCCUGGUACAAGCUGCCUUCCAUCGCUACCACUGGUCCAGAUGCAGUGGCCAGGAACUGAAGAGAUAUAUCCAUUCCUAUGACUGUCUCCUUGAUGACCCCUUUGAACAUGAUUGGCCCAAACUCCCAGAACUUCCUGGAAUAAAUUACUCCAUGGAUGAGCAAUGCCGUUUCGAUUUUGGUGUUGGCUACAAAAUGUGCACUGCGUUCCGAACCUUUGACCCAUGCAAACAGCUGUGGUGCAGUCAUCCCGAUAACCCAUAUUUCUGUAAGACUAAGAAAGGGCCUCCACUCGAUGGGACUGAGUGUGCUGCCGGGAAGUGGUGCUAUAAAGGACACUGCAUGUGGAAGAAUGCUAAUCAACAAAAACAAGAUGGCAAUUGGGGGUCGUGGACCAAAUUUGGCUCCUGUUCCAGGACAUGCGGAACUGGUGUUCGUUUUAGAACACGCCAGUGCAAUAAUCCCGCGCCCAUCAAUGGUGGUCAGGAUUGUCCUGGCAUUAAUUUUGAGUACCAGCUUUGUAAUACAGAAGAAUGCCAGAAGCACUUUGAGGACUUCAGGGCCCAGCAGUGCCAACAGCGCAACUCCCACUUUGAAUACCAAAACAGCAAACACCAUUGGCUGCCUCAUGAACAUCCUGACGCCAAGAAAAGAUGCCACCUUUACUGCCAGUCCAAAGAGACCGGAGAUGUUGCUUACAUGAAGCAGCUGGUACAUGACGGAACACGCUGUUCCUACAAAGACCCAUACAGCAUAUGUGUGCGAGGAGAGUGUGUGAAAGUGGGCUGUGAUAAAGAAAUUGGUUCCAACAAGGUUGACGAUAAGUGCGGGGUCUGUGGAGGGGACAAUUCCCACUGUCGAACUGUGAAGGGGACAUUCACCAGAACACCCAGGAAACUUGGGAAGACGAGAGGCGUGUUCGUUUUACCCAAAGGAGCCCGUAAUAUUUCUCUUGCUGAGACAAGAGAAACUAAAAAUGUACUGGCUAUUAAGAACCAAGCCACAGGUCACUACAUCUUAAAUGGCAAAGGGGAGGAAGCCAAGUCACGGACCUUCAUAGAUCUUGGUGUCGAGUGGGAUUACAACAUAGAAGAUGACAUUGAAACUCUCCACACAGAUGGGCCCCUUCAUGACCCUGUUAUUGUUUUGAUCAUACCUCAGGAGAACGACACACGCUCUAGCCUGACGUAUAAGUACAUCAUCCAUGAAGACUCUGUGCCAACCAUCAACAGCAACAAUGUCAUCCAGGAGGAGCUGGAUACCUUCGAGUGGGCACUGAAGAGCUGGUCUCAGUGCUCCAAACCCUGCGGUGGAGGUUUCCAGUACACAAAAUACGGAUGCCGAAGGAAAAGUGACAAUAAGAUGGUGCAUCGCAGCUUCUGUGAGGUCAAUAAGAAGCCGAAACCCAUCAGACGCAUGUGCAACAUUCAGGAAUGCACACACCCUCUCUGGGCAGCAGAAGAAUGGGAGCACUGCAGCAGAAGCUGCGGCAGCUCGGGCUACCAGCUCCGAACCGUGCGCUGUCUCCAGCCACUCCGUGAUGGUACCAACCGCUCUGUGCACAGCAAGUACUGCCUGGGGGAGCGUCCUGAGAGCCGCAGGCCCUGCAACAGAGUGCCGUGCCCAGCCCAGUGGAAAACAGGGCCCUGGAAUGAGUGUUCAGUGACCUGCGGAGAGGGGACAGAGGUGAGACAGGUUCUCUGUAGGACUGGAGACCACUGUGAUGGUGAAAAGCCCGAGUCCAUCAGACCCUGUCAGCUGCCUCCCUGUAAUGAUGAGCCAUGUUUGGGCGACAAGUCCAUAUUCUGUCAAAUGGAGGUUCUCGCACGGUACUGCUCCAUACCAGGGUAUAAUAAGUUAUGUUGUGAGUCAUGUAGCAAGCGCAGUGGCACCCUGCCACCACCAUACCUUCAAGAAGCUGCUGAAAUCCAUAGUGAUGCUAUCUUUGGUCCUAGUGACCUCCCUAGGUCUCUAGUGAUGCCUACACCGUUUCUUCCUUACUACUCAGGAACUCGUGCUGAGAAGAAAUCCUUGGGUAGCACAUCUUACAUGGCAAAUACAAAUGCAUAUGCUGCUUUCAGAGCCAGCAGCCAACCUAGCGCUAACUUCCUCCAGGAGAAAAUCCAGCAGGCUGGAAUAAAGAUGCUGGCCUCAGUACCACCACCCUCAUCUAUAAAGACUGAUCACAUCCAUUCUGCCUCACCCGUGGCUGCUGCCCCCUCCCCUGUUGCCAGUGAUUCAAUAGGUGCUUCAACCCAAACCAGAACCCCAAAGAAAGAUGGAAAGAAUAUUAGCAAGAGACAUCCAGUGAGGUCAGUGACCUCAGAGAGAUGAGAAAGUGGACCCAUGGGGCUGGAGAUGAAAGGGAAACCCUGGGGCAGCCACCCUCCCUGCAUGGUGCAUACAGCUUGAUAAAAAGCAGGACCCUCCACACCAGGUUUACUCUUGCCCUCUGUAAAUGGAAGGACAAGAAGUGCUGGUUCACUUUGUAGUUGCUUCCAUCUCCUGUUCUGUGUCGACUCGUUCACCAGAAUCCAUUGGAAGGAAGCGCCAAAGACUGCUCUUGGAAGCAAAGAGCCCAGCUGCAGUGGCCCCUGCCUAGAAUCCCAGCAUUUGGGAAACUAAGGCAAAAGGAUGGCUGCCAGUCCCGGCCUAGCCUGGAAUGCCUCUCUCCAAAACACAAAAGAAAUGGAAAAUAGUUAAAUGUGUUGCUUGCUCUCAAAGGAAGGAAAGAGCCCGGAGCCGAAAGUGCAUAUCAGCUGAUUACUCGUCUGUCUUUAAAAAGUUACAGUAGAAAAAUAUACAAACAGAUGCCAGUGGUUUAUGCUUCAAGAAAAUUUUGGAAAUAAUUAUUAGACUUGCAUUCCUAUUUAUCUAUAUUAGAAAUACUGUAUGAGCAAAUUUGCAACUGUUGUGUAAAUACUGUACAUUGCAGAAAUCAGUAUUUUAAAAAGAUGUCCUCAAAUGAUUGUUUACUAUCUUACAUUUCUGGAUGCUCUAGGGUGCCUGUCAUUGAGUAUUGCCUUAUGUGACAUUCCAUGAGUUGAUUUCAAAGCAACAUGUUAUGAAGAAGUUGGGAUUGCAGCUACUGUCACUGUAAAGAGGGUUUGCCAUGUGUUAUCUGUUGCCACUGCAGGUGUACAGGUGACCCGUUUUAUCUACUGUCUUCCAUUCUUACAGCAAAGGGAACAGGACCGGUGUCUUGGUGUGUUUGUGCACACAGGGUGCAGUGGAUGAGCUUGUACAAGAAACCCCCACCUUCUUGCCAUCAGAUCAAAGGGCGUCCUUGAGAGUGUGCAUCUCAACGAUGCCCUGUGCUAACAGUUGUGCUUGAUGCACUGUGAUCAUCACAGAAGUGUUGUGUGUGCUCUUUCCUGGCUGAGAAAAGUUUCAUCAGGCUGGAACUGACACUUGAGUAAUUAGUGCUUUGAAAGCAGGUGCAAGGAUGUGUCUUUGUCAUGGUUGAGAUAUUUAUUUUCUGCAUGGUUCAUAUCUAAAUGUUCACAGCCAUAGUGCACCUGACUGCAGUGCCAUGCUGGUAGUUCUGUCAGAGACCAACGUGCUCACACAAAGCCAGGAAUGCCCUCCGGCAACACCCCCGGGAGUGGAUGUACAGUACUUGUAUAUAGGAUACAGAUCUGAAGAUAUUUAUUUUAAGAGUUGAUUUUUUUCCUUGAUAGUCUUUUUAUGUCUUUAAUAUUGACACUAAUAUCGAUGACAUUUUAGUAAACUAGAGAGACAUAAUUAGAAGUGUGUGCUGUGUUCUGUACUGGAAGGUCAAAUUUAAACUAAGCAUACAACCAACUCAAAGAAUUAAAAGUGAACAGAUUCUUACACAAAAAACAAAUCUGGCAGUACUUGAUGGAAUCCAGGGCCUCACUCAGGCUGAGCAAGCACCCCAUCACUGAACUGUAUCCACAGACCCAUUUUAUAUUCUCAAUGCAGAAGUACCCUAAAUUGCCUGGGCAGGUCUUGAACUUAUGAUCCACCUGCCAUCACCCAAGAAGCUAGGAUUAUAGGUAAUGCUUGUGUUACAUGUUUGCAUUUUUUAAGGAGUUGAUACAGAGUUGGUUAUUUAUUCCCCUUUAAGGACAUAUAAAAUAGUCAGGAAUUCAACUAGCUGUUUAAUGAAAUAUUGAAUUAGGAAUAUUUCUAAACCCAGGCAAGGCAGUGCACACCUGGCAUUCAGCAUUCAAAAGCUGAGGCAAGAGGCUUGCUGUGAGUGUGCAGCCAGUCUGGGCUCUGUAGCAAGACCCUGUCUCAAACAAGACAUAUUUUAAGUAUGUAAUGAGUACUUCCUGAAUUGCACUUAAAGACAAAAGUGUUAUGAGCAUGCUUUUGAAGUCAUUUUGAAACAUGUCUAGAAAUUUCAGACUAAUAUAGAGAUGCAUUAUCCUUUGAAAACACAGACUGAGCAAAGCCUUCUGCAUGGUAACCAUCAUAAAUGAACAGCCUAAGCUAUGACUCGAUACCUCGAAAGUAUUGCUGCUACUCCAUGCAAGAACUUCAAAUGUCAAGUUAGGUAACUUCCUGAUAGUUAACAAUCUUGAGCCUUAACAUGAUCUCUUUCUUGAAAACUUCACCAGAACAAAAUUCUCUCUCGUUUACUUGGGUGUACACACAUCCGGUCCACAGGGAAUCUGAAGACAGUAACACACAUACACCUCCUGUAAGAUGUACAUAUUCCUUCCACUUUUUACCUAUGUGCUUUCUUUUCUACUAAGCUGAAAGUUCCUUUUUAUCAAGGUGUACACUACUGAUGCUGUUUGUUGUAUUGGGAACACAUAGCAAUAAAAAACGUGAAAGAGGA
Mesocricetus auratus (golden hamster) is the source of this 6663-nucleotide messenger RNA. It is a transcript of the gene Adamts3, whose product is annotated as ADAM metallopeptidase with thrombospondin type 1 motif 3. The coding region runs from base 576 to 4187 and encodes 1203 amino acids. Gene Ontology annotation, cellular component: extracellular matrix. Lineage: Eukaryota; Metazoa; Chordata; Mammalia; Rodentia; Cricetidae. Gene Ontology annotation, biological process: extracellular matrix organization; proteolysis. The transcript is spliced from 22 exons. Gene Ontology annotation, molecular function: metalloendopeptidase activity. The record is from RefSeq and is a predicted model, not a curated record.